Molecule: messenger RNA, 553 nt
Organism: Erpetoichthys calabaricus (reedfish)
Lineage: Eukaryota; Metazoa; Chordata; Cladistia; Polypteriformes; Polypteridae
Product: mediator of RNA polymerase II transcription subunit 13-like
Exons: 4
Coding region: 51-518 (155 amino acids)
Source: RefSeq, a predicted model, not a curated record
UAGCUACUGGCAAAGAGGGCACAGGCUGGUGGCGAGAGUUUGUGGUCCCCAUGGCGGAAGGUACGGAAUUCAGGCCACCAGAGCUGCACGCAGACAGGGCUGAGGUGAAGGUGGAGGCCGCUACAGAAGGCAUUGCACUAAAGAGGCUCUUCGCUCAGCCUUACAAGCGGUUCAAGGUGUCGGAGGACCGCGUACGAGAACAUGUGCAGUCUCUCGGCUACUUGGACCACACCAGCGUAGAAGGCCGAGUGGACAUCUGCGACCCUGGCGACCCGUACACCUUUGUGGAUGAGGACAUCGAGUACAGGUUCACCAACAAGAGAGGGAAGGGGCCGUGUCAGGACAGAGACCCCAGCAAGAAGGGAAAGGCUGAAGACGGCUUUAAUUCCAGGGAGGCAACGCCAAGCAACUCUACCCCAGUGCCUGAUGGGAAGGAUGCCAUGUCCAUUUCAGUCCUGCUCCUAAAUCAGAAGACUCGCGGCAGGACAGUGCUUCAGCCAAAGCAAACCCCAGCCUGACGAGGGAGACGGACCUCGUGGUCCUCAUAUCAGAC